Chiroxiphia lanceolata (lance-tailed manakin) is the source of this 3341-nucleotide messenger RNA. RefSeq names its product inhibitor of growth family member 5 (gene ING5). The coding region runs from base 98 to 820 and encodes 240 amino acids. The transcript is spliced from 8 exons. Gene Ontology annotation, biological process: positive regulation of apoptotic signaling pathway; positive regulation of DNA-templated transcription. Gene Ontology annotation, cellular component: nucleus. Gene Ontology annotation, molecular function: chromatin binding. NCBI's taxonomy places the organism in Eukaryota, Metazoa, Chordata, Aves, Passeriformes, Pipridae. The record is from RefSeq and is a predicted model, not a curated record.
GCCAAUGGGCGGCGGGCGGGCCGCGCAUACGGGAUGAGGCCGCGGGCCUGGUCAUGCGGGGCCGGCGCGCGGCGGGGAGCGGCGCGCGGGCCGCAAGAUGGCGACCGCCAUGUACCUGGAGCACUACCUGGACAGUAUUGAAAACCUGCCGUGUGAGCUGCAGAGGAACUUCCAGCUGAUGCGGGAGCUGGACCAGAGAACAGAAGAUAAGAAAGCAGAGAUCGACAGCCUGGCGGCAGAGUACAUCGAGUCAGUGAAGAACAUGUUGCCUGAGGAGCGAGUGGAGCACCUGAAGAAGAUCCAGAGUGCCUACAGCAAGUGCAAGGAGUACAGUGAUGACAAAGUGCAGCUGGCCAUGCAGACCUAUGAGAUGGUGGAUAAGCACAUCCGCCGGCUGGACGCGGACCUGGCGCGCUUUGAGGCCGAUCUCAAAGAUAAACUGGAAGGCAGCGACUUUGAACCCCCUGGAUCUCGGAGCCUGAAAAAGGGACGAAGUCAGAAAGACAAAAGGAGCUCUCGUGGCCGAGGCAGGAGAACAUCUGAAGAAGAUACACCAAAGAAAAAGAAGCUCAAAGGAGGGUCUGAGUUUGCUGAUACCAUCCUGUCAGUGCAUCCCUCGGAUGUCCUGGACAUGCCAGUGGAUCCCAACGAACCCACCUACUGCCUGUGUCACCAGGUGUCCUAUGGGGAGAUGAUUGGCUGUGACAACCCAGAUUGCCCCAUCGAGUGGUUCCACUUUGCCUGUGUGGACCUGACAACCAAACCAAAAGGGAAAUGGUUUUGUCCUCGUUGUGUUCAGGAAAGAAAGAAAAAGAAGUAAGGAGUAGAGGGGAAUGCACCACCGAGGCAAGAAGAAUUUAAUAUAUUCCUUUAUUCACGUUGCAAUAUUACCUUUGAUUAUUUUUUGUUAAUCUACCCUCCAUCUUUUUCCGGUAUGGUAUUUAAUUAUCCAGUGGCCAGUUGUAAUUCCUGUUCUUUCAUAAGAAAAUGACUUUGGGAGGGAGUCCCAAGUCCCUUUGCCACAGAGAUUUUAUUUAUGUUACUCUUGCACAGUAAUACUGAGAGGGUGUUGCCUUUCCUGGCUGUUUCCAUUUCCCUGAAGAUCCUUUAAGUACCUCACUGUGAAGAUGAAACCUACAGUAUUCUUGGAGAGAGAGAGAAGGUUGGAUUUAUUCAGAAAAUAAGAUGAAGGCCUGAAUUGUCAGCUGUGACUGCCUGUGUGGGUAAAUCAGGAAAUCAGGUUUUAGGGAGAGGCUCCAUGAGGACACUGUGUUUGUUCCCAUGAUGGUCUGGCUCUGCUAUUGGAGAAGGGCACUCUGGAAUGUUCUAGUUUUUUAUUGGGCCACAUUUGCAUGUUCUUGACUUCUUUAAGCUGCCUUUCAGAUGAUGAAUGUGAAUCCUUGUGUUGACACAGUGUCAGUGGCUGCAGUGGAAGGGAGAGAGGAAAUCAGGAGUAGGAAAGCAAAAGUCUUUGUUUUCUUACUUCUUCUGAGUUACAGUGGAUGCAGAAGUUGAGGGGGGACCAGAGAUAAGUCUUGUCUUUAUAUCUGUCUCCUGCAUUAUAAGGUUUACCUGCCUACAAUGAAAGAUGUAGUGGAGAAGGACUCUUCUGCUGGUGGAGGGGGGAAAGAAAAGCCCCCAACUCCUGAAGUUUGCUGGCCGUGGUCCCUGAGGGGUGUUGGCUCUGUGCAGGGCUGUGAGCUGCUUUCCUUACCGGUGUACAGGAGCUCUUGGAGGCUGCUGCAAAGGCAUGAAGAAACUUCCAGAUAAGCUUUUCUUCUGCUGAAUAAGCAGCACAGGAGAUUAAAAACACUUCUCAGAUUCUGGCACCUGUUUUCAAAAGGAAAAAGGCUUUUCCUGUUUUACUGAGCCUCUUAAUCAUGUUUUACAAUGAAGAAAAGUAGAACACAGCCCCUACCACUCCUCCUCCCCUCUGUGGGGCUUUGUGCCUGCUGCUGACAUAGAGGAAACCUCUCAAUCCUGAGGCAGCUUUUCUGUGAACAUUUGGAUUUAUUGCAUCUCCACUGGAAAAAAAAAUGCCCAUCUCCAGGGUCCUGUCAUUUAAAAUAAGUGUGAUGUUGCAUGUGGCUUCACUACGUUACAUCACGGAGAGGUGAAGUUUUCAUACUCCUGUUUAUGAGAUGAUGCACAUUUGUCAUUGCUGCCAUGGAAUAGCACCUGGAAAGCAGGCAGAGGAAUUAAAAACAGAAUGCUGGAGGGAAGGAGGAGGGACAGCACAGGCACACAAACCUGAACUUAGAGGUGCAGCCAGCCCUUGUUUUCUUUCUGCUUCUUUAUGAGGGCAAAUCUGUGAUACCUCAUGAGCCAGCUUGUAAUCCAGUCACCAGUGGGUGGGAGCUGCAGCUGCUGCACUGGAUUCAUCUGGAGCAUUGCUGUGUCCUGAUGACCUGUGUUGAUGGUGUUUCAGGUUUUAUUUUCCCCUUCCAUCCAAUGUUAUUUAUCUGGGGUUUUUUUAACUUUUUUCCUAAGGCUUUGUUGGUAGUGGUAUCACCAUAGAUUAAGCAUUUGAUUUGAAACAGUCUCAAAAUUCCACUCUGGAGGUCUUGCUGGAAGCGUGCCCUGAGGGAAGAGUCCAGCUCUGGAUGAGCCAGUGUGGAGCUGACCUCCCUCAGCUCCAAAACACAUUUUUAGAAUUACCUUUGGGGCUUGGAAGAGCGUUUUCCACUUUAACCAGCCAUGCAAAAAAAAAGGAAAACAAGCUCUAGAAGGUAGAGCCCUCAAGAGGACGGAUGAUUUGCUAGGAAUGAUGUGAGGUGCAACAUUCUCCUCUUCUUUGCAAUGUCUCUGAUGUGUAAAGCAUCUGAGAUCUGAUACCAGCAAUAAGUUCUCCCACUGGGAGCACACCAGUGCAGGGCUUGGAUGGGCUCAGGAGUGUCUCCUGCCCUCUUUACACCUGGUUGUUGAGAAUUUUUUUUUUGACAACUCCUUAUAGACAGAAAUACCAGUAGCCUUCACUUUUGCUUACUAAAGGAUUUCAAUCUGACCCUUGAAUGUACAGCGUUAAAUGUUUCCUGGAGGAAGGGUGACCCCUGAAGGAAUGUCCCGCUAAAGAUUGCCCACCCGGGGGCUCAGCUUUACCACAGCUCACCCAAACCGGAGGCCGAAACUUCAACCCAAAAAUCCUACUUUUAUAACAGAAUUAAGACCCUUAACCGAAAAAAAAAAACCAACCAAAACCAACAUAAACCUUUUUUUUUUUCCUUUCUUAACGAGAAAAAAGAAAUAAGGAAUGUAAAAUUUAAAAACAAAUGUAUAUCUGUAUUUUUGGAUCUUGGAGAUGAUGGAUUAUAUUAUAAAAUAAAGUAUUUUUGGGAAUAAAA